Messenger RNA from Jaculus jaculus (lesser Egyptian jerboa), 318 nucleotides. RefSeq names its product serine protease inhibitor Kazal-type 6. The transcript is spliced from 5 exons. Gene Ontology annotation, molecular function: protein binding; serine-type endopeptidase inhibitor activity. Lineage: Eukaryota; Metazoa; Chordata; Mammalia; Rodentia; Dipodidae. The record is from RefSeq and is a predicted model, not a curated record. The coding region runs from base 1 to 318 and encodes 105 amino acids.
AUGAAAAGACCAGGUGUCUUUCUGCUCCUCUCUCUGGCUCUUUUCUGCUUUUUCUCAGGUAUCUUUGGUCAAGGAGAACAAGACCAAGGAGGCUGGGUCACAAGAUCAGAGGGCCGAUUGCCAGGGAGAGGUGGCUUAAAGAAUCGUCUCUUUCAAAUUAACUGUGGUGAAUUCCGUGACCCCAAGGUCUUCUGCACUCGGGAAUCUAACCCACUCUGUGGCUCAGAUGGCCAGACGUAUGGGAAUAAAUGUUCCUUCUGUAAGGCAAUGGUGAAAAGUGAUGGGAAAAUUAACCUGAAGCACCAUGGAAAAUGCUGA